AUGCCUUCCAAUAUUGAACAUGUCGCCCUACCCCGCCGGCGACGCAUCGUGGUCGCCAUGACCGGCGCAACCGGCGCAGUCUUGGGAAUCAAAUGUCUCAUCGCCCUCCGUCGUCUCAAUGUGGAAACUCACCUAGUCAUGAGCAAAUGGGCCGAAGCAACCAUCAAAUACGAAACCGACUACCACCCGGCCAACGUCAAGGCGCUCGCAGACCACGUCCAUAAUAUCAGUGAUAUGGCUGCGCCGAUCUCAAGUGGUUCCUUCAAGGCCGAUGGCAUGAUCGUUGUUCCUUGCAGUAUGAAGACGCUCGCUGCUAUUCACAGUGGAUUCUGUGACGACUUGAUUUCUCGCACUGCGGAUGUGAUGUUGAAGGAGAGAAGGAGACUUGUGCUCGUGGCUAGGGAAACACCAUUGAGUGAUAUUCAUUUGCGCAAUAUGUUGGAGGUUUCUAGGGCCGGUGCGAUUAUUUUUCCCCCUGUGCCGGCGUACUAUAUCAGGGCUGCAUCUGUCGAUGAGCUGGUUGAUCAGAGCGUGGGGCGCAUGUUGGACCUAUUCGAUUUGGACACGGGCGAUUUCCAACGAUGGGAGGGCUGGCAGACUGAGAAAUAA
Molecule: messenger RNA, 609 nt
Organism: Penicillium maclennaniae
Lineage: Eukaryota; Fungi; Ascomycota; Eurotiomycetes; Eurotiales; Aspergillaceae
Product: UbiX family flavin prenyltransferase
Exons: 1
Coding region: 1-609 (202 amino acids)
Molecular function (GO): carboxy-lyase activity
Source: RefSeq, a predicted model, not a curated record